This is a messenger RNA of Ceratitis capitata (Mediterranean fruit fly), 2713 nucleotides long. RefSeq names its product DNA cross-link repair 1A protein (gene Snm1). Gene Ontology annotation, biological process: double-strand break repair via nonhomologous end joining; interstrand cross-link repair; protection from non-homologous end joining at telomere. The transcript has 4 exons. NCBI's taxonomy places the organism in Eukaryota, Metazoa, Arthropoda, Insecta, Diptera, Tephritidae. The coding region runs from base 85 to 2565 and encodes 826 amino acids. Gene Ontology annotation, molecular function: 5'-3' DNA exonuclease activity; damaged DNA binding. The record is from RefSeq and is a predicted model, not a curated record.
GGCGGAAAACGCAAAGAACAAGAAGAUAAGAAAAUUUCGCGGCAUCUGAUAACCAAUGGAUGCAACAAUAUAAAAAAAGUUAUUAUGAGUAAGAACGCUAGUUUUAAAAAUAUAUUAAAUGAGUGUAAAUAUAUUCCCAGUGAUAAAAAUAAAGAUAUCAAUUACUUAUCCAAAAAUGAACCAACAACGCCGCUUAUAUCCUCACAAAUUAGCAGCAAACGAAAAGUAAGUAAAAGAGCUGCCACAACAACCCGAAAGAAAUCAUUGGGAGCUCUUGAAAAGGGCACUUUAGCUGUUGCUACACAUGUAACUGUUAUUACCGAUAAUAUCCAAACUACGGCAAGGAAAAACUCUCGGUCAAGAGAACCACCACCGACUCAAUUACGUAUUGAUACUUUUUUCAAAAGUUGUACCAAGUCGUACAAAAUCGAGCCACUUUCAGUGAAGGAAGAAAAAUUGUAUUCAACUGCACAAAGCAGAAAAACAGCUAAAACAAAUACGAAGAGUUCAACACGUAGAGGGAGUAGAGCAAGAGGAGCUAAAGGACGAAAACGCUUAUUCAAAGAAAAUGAUGAUUGCAGCACCGCGACAAAAUCAAGUUUGAGUGGUUUCUCAGAUAUGGCAUCAACAUCAAAAAAGAGCAACCUUAAACGCUCCAGUACCGCAAAAACUGGAAGUCGUCCUGUUAAACGCAGUAAAGGGAAAAACAACCUGCAAGCUAUAGAAGAUCCUAUAAAUUUAUGCUCUUCUGCUGAGGAAGAAGAGGAAAAGGGCGAAACCACUCCAAGGAUUGUAUCAAAUAAUUUAUCCGAUUAUUCGCUCGAAGAUGAUAACAACAAUAAACACGUCACCAUAGAGGCCCCACCGAUGGUUACUAUUCCUGUAAAUCAAAAAACUAAUGAUAAGGCCGAAGAAAAAGUCAAGUAUACUAAACAAAUUGUGAAAUACAGCGGAGCUGCGAUUUCACCAAGUUGUUUAAAAUUUAAAACAGAAGGUGAAGAUCACACUCCAAACGGUAACCAAAAUAAUAUUGUAGUAAAAGAAGAAACAUCUGAGCAAGUAAGUUCCAAAAAUCCCGAGAAAAAUACUUCAGCUCAAAAGGACGUAGACAAGAUAAAAGAUGAAAAAGUAAAUGUUAAUACCCCACCUACCCCACCUCAGACGAAUUAUGACGCAGUCAGUAAUAGGUGUGAAAGUAAAGAUUCGUCGAAAGCUUCUCCUGUAGAGCUACCAUCUACCUCUAAAGGCGGUAGGGUGAAGAAAAUGCGCAUUUGUCCACCGUAUAAGAAAGUAGCUGGUACUACUUUUGCUGUUGAUGCCUUCCAGUAUGGUGAGAUUAGUGGCGUUACACAUUACUUUCUUACCCAUUUCCAUGCCGAUCACUAUCAAGGACUGACGCGUAAAUUUGCCAUGCCAAUAUAUGUUAGCCCCAUAACAGCAAGACUAGUGCGGGCGUUCAUACCUGUGGGGGAAGAGUAUUUGCACGAAAUCGAACUGAACUCACCCCACAUAAUCGCGGAUGUCGAAGUCACAGCAAUUGAUGCAAAUCACUGUCCGGGUGCCGUAAUGUUCGUAUUCAAAUUAACCACCGGACGUUGUAUUUUACAUACAGGAGACUUUCGCGCCUCAUCCGACAUGGAAUCAGAGCCGAUAUUUUGGAAUAAUAACAUUGAUGCAAUAUAUCUAGAUACAACAUACAUAUCACAUAAGAAUAAUUUUUCUACACAAUACGAGAGUAUCACGCGGGCUAAAGAUAUAAUAAAAGAUUUUCGUAGUAAGCGUCCAGCAGAGCGCGUAUUAUAUAUCUGUGGCUCAUAUGUGAUUGGUAAAGAACGCUUUUGGACAAGUAUAGCACAAGAGUUUGACUUAAAAGUAUGGACAGAAAAGCAUCGGUUGAAAGCUUUGCAAGCAAUGGACUUGGAAGAAGUGCGUGGCUUACUCUGUGAUGAUCCAAUGGAAGCACAAUUGCAUGUUAUAUCGAUUGGAAAAGUCAGUUAUCACUCACUGGUUGAAUAUUUCCAACCAUUUAAAACACAAUUCGAUGCAGUGCUUGCAUUCCGGCCAUCCGGUUGGGAGAAAAACACCAAAUCACAAUUGCGCGGCCAAAUAAAUGUUGUCGGCAUUGAAUACUCUGAACAUUCCAGUCAUGCAGAAUUGGAACGUUUUGUAACAUAUUUAAAGCCACAUGAGGUCAUCAGUACAGUGCCUGUUAUACAGGGUAAUCCAUGUAUUACGCCAAAGAUACCAGAAAAGUGGUAUAAAUAUCGCAACCUAAAGAGUAGACAUCGUAAUUUCCAACCAUCGAUUACAAGUUUCAUAAAAUUUUGUCCUCGCCAGCUGAACUGCAACAGAAAUACGCUAAGUAAAAGCACCACAAUGUGUAUAACACCGACCAAAUCACCUGAAGGCAUGGCUAACAACUUAUCACAAUUGAGUGUAUGUGCUAUGGCCACCUGCAGAGAAGUGCGAAACCAGGAUGUUUCUGCCGCGAAGGCAAUGAACGAUUUACCUGCAAUUUUCACCCUAUAUCCGGACAAGGAUGCUUUUGAUGACUGGUUGUCGUAGUUAAAGCUGUUUCUGCGUUUAUUGCUUUAAGACAUUAUAUUGUCACUAAAAUAUGUCGUUUAGACAGUAGGCUUUAAGCUUAAUGUUGAAACUAUUUUUAUACGUAAAUGAAUGAAUAAAAGGAUGUUUUGUUUGGACAUAUAGAAAA